Lottia gigantea (owl limpet) is the source of this 3760-nucleotide messenger RNA. RefSeq lists its product as hypothetical. The record is from RefSeq and is a predicted model, not a curated record. Gene Ontology annotation, biological process: proteasomal ubiquitin-independent protein catabolic process. Gene Ontology annotation, cellular component: cytosol; nucleus. Lineage: Eukaryota; Metazoa; Mollusca; Gastropoda; Lottiidae. The transcript is spliced from 33 exons. Gene Ontology annotation, molecular function: proteasome binding; peptidase activator activity. The annotation marks the transcript as partial.
AUGGAAAAUUUGGGGUUUGAACCCCAAAAGUUGGUUGUUUACAAUGAACACUUACCUUAUAAAGAGCUGAUCAAGACCGAAUCGGUUGCAGUAUUGUCUGAAAUCAAGGGUGAACUUGGCAGAGCAGUAGAACUACGAGAUAUCAAAUAUGGUGCAACUCAUUGGACGGAUCAAUUAUCAAGAUACAUACGUGUAUAUGGAUAUUGUUUUUCUAAAGAAGACCAUUUGAAGUUUAUACAUUUGAUGUAUGAAUUAGUGACUAUACCUGAUCUGGAACUUGCAUUAGUUGGAAAGUUUGCGUCUAAGUUGUCUGUCUUAUUAAAAAAAAAAGAAUUAUUGACAAGAGAAGAUCUGGAAUUGCCAUGGAGACCACUGUAUGAAUUAUGUGAAGUAACUGUAAAUUCAAAGUUUGAACCACUUGGACUUCAUCUUUUACCCUCGAAUAUUGAAGGUAUUUUGAAGAAUUUAAUUAGGAAUUGUAGAGAUUAUUUCCCAUUGGAAGCAACUCAAGAAAUGUUAGAUGAAUGGAGACCAUUAUUAUGUCCCUUUGAUGUGACGAUAUUAAAAGCCUUGAAUUAUCUACAUGUAUUUCUACCAACUAAUUUACCACCAGAACAUCAUGAUAAAGGUUUUAAGCUAUGGUUUGAUGAGUUUUGGCAGAUGUAUGAUUCUUAUAAGAGCAAACCCUCUUGGGAAGCAAAUUUGGUAUCAAUAUUUUCAAGAUUAGCCUAUGAUAAUAUUGGUUAUAUUGAUUGGAAACCCUAUAUUCCUAAGAUAUUUACUCGUGUUUUAAGAAGUUUUAAUCUACCUGUUGGACAACAAGAUGCUAGAAGAAUGAAUAGUGGUAUUAAAAUGGGUGAUAUUGAUAUGAACUCUGUUGUUACAUGGAUUGUAGCUAUGAUAGGACCAGAUAGGAUAGCUUUAGAGCAUAUCAAUAAAUUGUUUAAAGCUUUACAGACCUUUUACCACCCCUCAAACACUGGACCUUGGAUUGUGAGGUUAACAUUAACUUUAACAACAUUUCCAAAACAAUUUGUCAAAAGAAUAAACAGAGAAAGAUAUAAGAAAUUAACAUGGGAGAGACCAGUACCAGAUGAAUAUAAAAUCAAUGAUGAUGAUAUCACCUAUUUCGUAGAAAGUUUAAAAUCUUGUGUAUUUUUGGCAAUGUUUGGUAAAAUUGGAAGUCAAGAAUCAGCAGUAGCUGUUAGAUAUCUAGCUACUUUACGACCUGAACUUAUUGUACCUACUUUACUAGAGAAAAUGUAUCCUGCUAUGGAGACUCUGAUAGAACCACAUAGAUUAAUAUCAUGUAUAAACUGUAUUGUAUCUGUAGCUAGACCUAUGUUGAGGUCUAAGAAAUGGUAUCCUGAAGGUCCUUCUCAUGUCUUACCAUUAUUAAACUUGGCUUUACCUGGUAUAGACCCUAAUGACUUUAAAAAAUCAUUGAUGACAUUCCAGAUGUUAUCAACAUUUUCCACAUUAAUACCAAUAAUAGAUUGUUCACAAGCUGUACAUGUUAGAACAGAUUUAUCAGAGUAUGAAAGGGAAAUAUGUUUAGCAACUGCUCAAUUUGAAGAUUUUGUUCUACUAUUUCUGGAUAGGGUGUUUACAUUGAUUGAAGCUAGUGCUCAAGAGGUAACAAGUGGAACUCAAAGUAAAUUAAAUACAGAACAACAUGUAGUAGAAAUGGGUUUAUCUUCAACUGCUUCAUCUGUCUUUCAACAAUGUUCUUUUCCUAUUUAUAAGAGUGCAUUAAAGAAAAUCUAUCAGUUUGUUACUAGUAAUGUUUAUGAAACUAAAGUCAGUGGGAAAUUUGCUGCUAAUUUAUGUCGAGCUGUGACUAAGGUACACCCAGAAGAAGCUUUGAAACUUUUCCUACCUCAUUUUUGUGACAAAAUAGUGGAAUAUCUUCAAGAUAAUGAAGAUGCUGUCAAUGAGGAACAUUUAGAUAACAGUUUUCUCUGGAAUUUAUUGAUGGUAUCUCAGAUAGUAAGAUGUGAUGGUAAAAAGUUACUACCCUAUAGUCAACAGUUAAUUGAAGUACUGAAGAAAACACUAUAUCUUCGUUGUCAACAUGGUAGUGAAAUAGCUGGUCAGUUAUUAUCACAUAUACUAAAAGUACUAACCCAGACUUUUCCACUAGAAUUCUGUAGUACUAUACAUUUAUUAGAGGAAACAAAUUGGACUGAACAUUUACCUACAAGGGAUUGGGCUGCUGCUGGAGAUUUAGAUAAUUUGGAUUUGAAAUGGCACAUACCAUCUGCUGAAGAAAUUCAGUUAGCUCAGACACUAUUUAAUCAAUUUCUGAUUCCUGAAGUUGAAAUGAUGAAAACGUUUUCUAGCCAAACUACCAUAGAUAGAGAAUUGUUAACAGGUAGACUGAAUAUUAUAACACAAUGUAUAAUUGGAGCUGGAUGUUUUCUACCUAUUUGGGAUGGUGAAGCUCUUCAACUAGUAGACAGUGAAAUUUAUAUGGGAAGAUUUUCUAGUCUUAAUUCCACUGAUAAACAUGAAAUAACUUUGAAUGGUGAAAAUACAAGAAAAGUCAUUGCUAAUGCUGCUAGACACAUGUUAAAAGAAUUUAUACAACAUAGGGAAGAUGAAACUAAGAAUUUAAAGAAAAUAGUUGAGAUAUAUGAAUUUGUUAUGAUGUAUUAUGGAGCUGCUAAAAAUGAUUUUGAUGGUAGAUGGAAAGGUUUUCAUCUUGUGAAAAGUGUACUUGAAGAUAAAUUACGUGGUAAAAAGAAUCAUAUACGAGCUAUGUUAAUAGAUAGAAUUCAGUUACAACAUGAGUUAAGAAUUCUUCAUGUAUCUCCCAAGAAGUUUACCAGUUUACAUAAAGAAAUGUUACUAGAUUUAUUUGAUUUAUCAGUUAGCCACUAUAGUGAAGUAAGAAAGAAAUCACAGUCUUGUUUACAAACAGCAUUUCAUCAUUUCCCCUAUUCCUAUAGCUGUAUUAUACAACCAAUAGUUGAUAUUAUAAAACAACAGGGUAUACCAGAACAUAGAUUUAAGGGUGCAUUAUAUACAAUAUUAAACCCUGGAAACAGAACUUCUCUAUUAGAUGCUAUGAGACUUAAUAAUAAUCAAGGCAGUAAACAAUGUCUAGCUACUAAAAGAAAUUGGUCAGUAUUAAAUGAACUAUGGCCAGGUCUUAUUCAAGCUCAACAAUCAGAAAAACCUACAGUUCUGAAAGUUAUUGAUAAUAUUGUGCUUAAAGUCAUGAAGAAUUUGGAUACCAUUGCAAUAGAUAUUUUGGUUAGUGAUAAAUGUCUGGAGUCAGCUAAACAACUACUAUGUUCAGACCAUCCUAAACCUAACCACAGUCCUGGUGAUCAACAGUUAUUAUUACAUGGUCAACAAUCAGAGGCUAACAGAAAUAAACAAGCCCUACAGUUAUAUCUAAGUUUAGUAGAUAAGUUAGUUGAUAUUAUUGAAAGUGGAAAACUAACAUGGAAGUUUGUAGAAGUAGGAAUGGAGUUUAUGUUAUUAUUGUUAAGACAUGAUAUACCAGCACCACCUAAAGUUGUCAAUCUAAUUACUAAACAAUUAAUUAAUGACUCUCUCUAUGUUCGAAAGGUUGGAAUGUCAGGUGUAUCUGCUAUUCUAAAGCAACAGAAACGUAAACAUAAAAUGAUACAAGUUGACCCAUAUAAAAGGUCAAAUACCACACCUCCCUCUAGUGGUGACAAAAUUAAUAUUGGUGACAGACCAGAUAACUCAUGGCAUCAUUAUGAUUCUCACAAUAUUGUUGAUACAG